Molecule: messenger RNA, 838 nt
Organism: Acanthoscelides obtectus
Lineage: Eukaryota; Metazoa; Arthropoda; Insecta; Coleoptera; Chrysomelidae
Source: the annotation of a GenBank genome assembly
CCAAUUUAUAGAAGAUAAAUUUAAUGAACUUCUAUAUGAACCAUCUGGAGAGUUCGAUAAUUUCUGCCGAAUGAGUUAUGCUGAUUUUGAGUUUUUGCUGCAGAAAAUUUUACCAAUGAUUUACAAGCAUGAUACCGACUUCAGAGAAGCUAUACCAGCUAAAUUUCGUCUUGCCAUAACGCUACGAUUUUUAGCAUCUGGUGAUUCUUACAAAAGCCUACACUACUUGUUUAAAGUAUCUGUCCCUAUGAUAUCAAAAAUCAUUCGUGAAGUUUGCCAAGCUCUUAAUGAAGUUUUAAAGGAUCAAGUUAAGAUGCCCACCACAGCAGAAGAAUGGCUUAAAAUAGAAAAUGGAUUCAGGACCAAAUUUCCACAUUCCAUAGGUUCAUUGGAUGGCAAGCAUAUAGUCAUAGACAGCCCAUCUCAUAGUGGAACAGAGUAUUUCAAUUACAAGAAAAGUUUUAGCAUUGUCCUUUUGGCAUUAGUGGAUAGCCAACAUAAAUUUAUAUUCGCAGACAUAGGGAGUCAAGGAAGAAUAAGUGACGGUGGAGUUUUUAACAAUUCGUUAUUAUGGCAAAAAAUCUCUAAUAACGAGAUAAAUUUUCCCUCGCCAUGUCCACUUCCAGGAUCGAAUAUAAAUGUGCCUUACAUAUUUUUAGCUGACGGUGAUUUUGCAUUAAGUAAACAUGUAAUGAAGCCCUACCCUGGAAACCAUGACGUCGGUUCACCAAAAAGAUUAUUUAACCAAAACUUAUCCCGCUCCCGAGUUGCAGUAGAAAAUACGUUUGGAAUUUUGGAAUUUGUCGAAACUUGCGAUGACUUGUGUAUUGCUACAUAA